AUGAAAUUUUUUGAUGAAUUAUCAAGCUUAAUUCAAGCUGAUAAAUUAUCAAAAUUAAUUCGUAUUGAUGAAGACACUUUAAAAAACUUUAUUGAAAAAAUUUUAAAUAUAAAAAUAAUUAAUGACAUACGUUCAAUAUGCCCAAAUUCAAAAUAUUUACAAUUAAUUCUUGACAAUAAUGAUUUGGUUUUCAAACAUGAUUCGCAUAAAAUAUUAAUUCAAUUUAAACAACUAAUUUCAAAUUAUAUAACAGAUAAAUUUUAUAACAUUAAACAACGAAAUAAAUUACGAAUUGAAACUGAAGAUGAUUUAAAAACUUUCUUCCAGUAUUACGAACUGCAUCAAUUAGUUAAUAAAAAACAACUGUUAUCCGCAUUAAAUAUCGAAAUAGUUCUAAGUAAAACCUUUGAUAUUCGUCAAUUUGAUCAAUGUUUUAUAUUAAAAAAUUUAUUUCAAUCAAACCAGAUACCAUCGUUUAUUACUGAGAUUUUUCAUAGAUUAAAAGAACAUUUAAAAAAAUUAAUCAAAUUAAAUGAUUCAUCAACUAUUGAAUCAUUUCUUCAAAUUAUUAAAUAUAGUUUAACUCCAAUGAAAUUUAAUACAAGAAUUGAAAAUCACAAAAAUAUAUUCAUUGGAAAAGGUGUUUAUGUUGUAUUAAGUUCAAUCCUAAUGGAAUUACAAGAAAAAUUAAAAGAAACAAAUUUGAUUGAAGUUUUAUUAAUCGUAUCAGAAAUUUUGUUUAUUGACUGUGAUUUAGAAAAUAAAAUUUGGCAUGGAAUUAAUAUUGGAAUUUAUGCUAAACAGAUCAAAAUCAUAAAAGAAUGUCAAUUUAAUCUUUCUGGAUUAAACGGUCAACCUGAAACAAAACUAGCAAAAGCAGAGAAUGGAAAACAAGGUCACUCAGAAGAAGAUAAACACGGAAAACAUGGAAAAAAUGGAGAUAAAGGCGAAAGUGGAGGGAAUGUAAGAAUUAUUGCUGAUACAAUUGAAGAUGGAAAAUUAUUAACAAUUCUAUCAAAUGGUGGAAAUGGAGGUUAUGGACAAGAUGCUGGUGAUGGAGCAAAUGGUAAAAAUGGGGAAGAUGGCCAUAGUUUAACAUUAGAUCAAUUCAAAACACAAUUUCCAACAUUCGAAUUUAAGAUUCCCUGGGCACGACACGACUGUUUGAAUCAUUAUUACAUACAUCCAACAAUCAGACUCCCAAGAACUGUUUGCAGCUUGAAUUAUCAAUCACAAGCUGUCAUCUUUGGAGCCAACUAUUGUUACCGUGAAUAUGAAUAUGAACAUGGAAAUAAGAUGUAUUUCUCAUUUGAAAAUACUUGGAUUUCAGACCAUAUAGCAGCUUAUUGUUUAUAUAAAGGUACAUUAGGUCAACCAGGAGAAGCCGGUGGUUUUGGUGGGAAAACUGGAUAUUCUGGCGAAGCGGGUUUUGCAGGUGACAUUAAAAUAACUAUAUAUCAGAAAUCCCAAUCAGAUAUUCAAAUAAUUGCUUCCAGUGGAGAACAAUAUCCUCAUGGAGAUUCAGGGGAUGAUGGACAUUCAGGAAACUCCGGUCAAAAUAAACCUGAUCUUGCUUAUAUGUGGAAAAGUGAAUGGCUUAAUCCAGUGUAUUAUGAACCGGGUUGGUUCAAAAUAGAACCUCAUCCUAGCAAAGCAAGUGAUAGAGUCAGAGAUGCUAAAUAUGAAGAUUCGGAGAGAUAUGCUGAAAUUGUAUCAAUUCAAGAACCUGAACCUCUACAAGCGAAAACAAUUGAUAUAAAUGAAAAAAGAAUAUAUCAUGAAAAACAAAAUAAAAAAUGUGAAGCUACACGAAAACCUAAUAUUUCUUCAGAAUUAUUAGAACAAAUGUACAAUGAAUCACAAAUAAAUCAUCAAUUAUUGUCAAUAUCAAGUUUAAUACUUGAUGUAGAUAUUAUUCAAAACCAAUUAUCUGAAGAUCAAACUAAUGGAAAAGAAAAUCUUUCGAUUGUUAAGCCAUUUUUUAAUCAAAAAUAUUUUAAAUUAAAAAAGUAUCAAACAAAAAAUGAAUUAAAUCCAAUUUUAAUUUCAAAUUCAAUCGAUGAUAUAUCAAAUAGAUUUGAUUAUAAUACAGCAUUUCUUAAUGCUUCCGAUUUAGAAAAACAAUCUAUUAGAAAUGAUUUAGAAUAUUAUUUAUCAAUUGAAAAACUAAAAUUAGCUUUUUUACAAAAAUCAAAUGAAAAUAUGAUUAAUACUGAUAAAAAUUAUCUUAUUGAUGAAUUAAUUAAAGAAAAUACAUAUUCAGAUAAUUAUUCUUUAAUUCAUUCAGUUUUAGGUACUAAAAAUCAAUUUGGAUUUUAUGAAUAUCCCAAUCCAGGACAAAUUUCAUUACACAACUUAGCUGAAUCAAAAGGUAUUUGUAUUUACGUUCAUGAAGAAUCAAAUGAUGAUGCGAGAGUAUUAAAAAUCAUAGGCAGAUAUAAUGAAAAAUCAAAUGAAAUUCGUCAUAUUUUAUAUGAAAAUAAUCAAUAUUAUAGAUUAUCAAUACGAAAAAUGUUAAAUUAUGAUUAUUUGGAAAAAAUAUUAAACAACAUAAAUCAAUUGAAGAAAACUUCAGAUUUUACCAAUUCUGUUAAAACAAAAGAACCUUUUCCAAUUGAAAAUGAAGAAAUUUCAAUUGAUGAAAUAGCUAAGCAUUUUAAUGAGAAUUCAAAUCAACGUUUACGAUCAUCAUUAAUUGUUCUUUCAGAAAAUAAAUCAAUAUUAAAAUCAUUACAAAAACGUUUUCAAAUAGAAAAAGUCGAGAUUAGUUCAGAAAUUCUUCUUUUAUUUUCAAUUUUUAUUUCAAACGAAAAUGAAAAUUUCUUUCAAUAUCAAUGGGUUAUUUCAGUUUAUAAUCAACGUGAAUGGAUUGAUGAAUUAUUAUUAAUCAAACUAGAGCAAAUAACAAAUAAAUCAUAUGAAAUAAUUUCAUCUUGGAGAUCUAUUUUACGUAAAAUUCAAAAUAAACAAAUUAUUAAAUUAAUUAUUUUAAAACUUUUUGAUGAAAAUAUUCAAUAUGAAGCAGUAGACUUUGAAAAAUUAUUUAAUCAAAUUAAAGAUUUACAUUUAAAUCAACUGGAAUUUAUUGAUAUACUAACCAAUUUACCAUUAAAUCAAUGGAUUAUGAAACUAAAACAUUUAAUAUUGAUUGAAUUAAUUAAUGAAAAUAUUCGUGAACUAAAAUCUUCUAAUCAAACAUUAACAGAUGAAGAAUUUUCAUCAAUGAAUUAUUAUUUGUAUUUUUUAUUUAAUCAAAAUGAAAGUUUAACGAUGAAACUAUUAAAUAUUCUUAAGAAAAAAUCACUUGAAUUUAAUAAAAUCUUAGAUAUCAUUCAUAAGUUUUAUUCCGGUCAUUAUCAAUUUGAUGAAGAAACAAUAAAUCAAAUAACAUCAAAUAAUUUUACGAAUCGUACAUCAAAUGAAGAAAGAAAAUUAAAUAAAUUACUUCAAAUUAUGAAUCAAGACAAAAUAACUUCAAUUGAUAAUGAAUUAAAAGAUAAAAUUACAACUUUUGUUAAUAAUGUUAAUAAGUGUAAAAUUGUUAGAAUAGGUAAGGAGCAAAUAUCAAUUGAAUCUUUAACUGGACAAAAUAUCGGACAAUGGACAGAAGAAUUUCGAUUAAAAUCAUUGAAAGAUAAAAAUCUUUGUUUGCAUGAAUUAUUAGCAGUUAUUGAACAUGCAAUAACCAUUGUCUUUUCCGAAAUCAAAUCACUUCGUGAUGCACAAAAAUUAACAAUUGCAUGUUUUAUUUAUACGAAUGAAAAUUUAUUGUCCCAAGUUUCAACUGGUGAAGGUAAAUCAUUGAUAAUUAUUUCAAUAAUGAUAAUUAAAUGUUUAUUGGGUGAGAAUGGUGAUAUAAUAACAAGUUCACCUGUUUUAGCUAAACGUGAUGCAAAUGAAAAUAAAAUUUUAUACGAAUUAUUUUCUAUAACAGUCUCACAUAAUUCAUAUGAAGAUUUAAAUGAUCGAAGAAAAUCUUAUGAAAAACAAGUUAUUUAUGGAGAUAUUUCAACAUUUCAAAGAGAUUAUUUAUUAGAUCAUUUUUAUGGAAAAUCAAUUUUAGGAAAUCGUUAUGAAAAUGGUCGAACAAAUAUUAUUGUUGAUGAAGUUGAUUCGAUGUUAGUAGAUAAAGGAAAUUCGGUUCUCUAUUUAUCACAUCAAUUACCAUAUUUAGAUACAUUAGAAUCGGUUUUCAUUGCAAUAUGGCAAUUGAUUAAUUUAAAUAUUGCAGAUGGAAAAUAUCCAUUAGUUAAUGAAAUCCGAAAAAUUAUUUCAUAUAAUUUAUUUCCAGUUUUAAGUAAAACUGACCUAAAUAAAAUAACAACAAAUCAAAAUGAAAUUGAUGAAAUUUGGAAAGAAUUAAUUGUAAAUAAUAUUAUUUUUCAUGAUGGACAUAUUUUAUCAACAAAUGUUCAAUUCAAUGAAAAAAAAUUUCAAAAUUUUCAAAUUCAUAUUCAAAAUUUAUUAAAACAAAUUCUUAAUAGAGAUAAAAUAAUUCAUGUACCAGAUUAUUUAUUACCAUUUAUUCAACAACAUUUAACUGAUUGGAUUCAAAGUGGAAUAAAUGCAUAUCAUAUGGAAGAAGGACGAAAUUAUAUUGUUGAUGUUGAUCGAGGAGGAAAUAAAUACGAUUCAUAUCCAAAUAUAAUCAUUAUGGAUUGUGAUACUGGUGUUGAUCAAGCAAAUACACAAUGGAAUCAAGCACUACAUCAAUUUUUACAACUUAAACAUCAAUGUAAAACAUCAUUACUUAGUUUAAAAGCUGUUUUUACAUCAAAUAUUAGUUUUUUAAAUAUGUAUCAACAUAUUUAUGGAUUAAGUGGAACUUUAGGAUCAGAGAUAGAAAAAAGAUUUUUGAAAGAUGCUUAUCAAGUUUCAUUUGUUACAAUACCUGUUGCAUUACCGAGUAAAUUUAAAGAAGAAAAACCUUUAAUUUGUAAAGAUUUAUGGAAAUGGAGACAAACAAUUGUUGAAAAAGCUAUCGAAUUAUCAAAAAAACGAUCUGUUUUAAUCAUUUGUGAAACAAUUAAAGAUGUUGAACAAAUUAAUCAAACAUUUAAAUUAGCAAAAACAUUUCGUAUAAAUAAUGUGUUCAUUUAUAAACGAAGUUAUGAAGAUUUUUCUAUAGACAAAAAUGGUUUAAAUACUGGUAAAAUAAUAAUUGCAACGAAUUUAGCAGGUCGAGGAGCUGAUAUUAAAAUAACAGACGAAUUAAAUAAUAAUGGAGGUUUACAUGUUAUAUUAACUUAUUUACCUGAUAAUUAUCGAAUUGAACAACAAGCAUUUGGUAGGACAGCACGAAAAGGACAAUCUGGUUCCGGACAACUAAUAUUUAUUGAUCCUAUGAAUAAUUUAUUCAAUGAUAACAAUAAAAUUCAUCCGUUAUUAAACUUCAUUGAUCUUAAAAAUCAACGUGAUUAUAAUGAAUUAUGUCGUGUGGCUGAAAUAGAUAAUUAUUAUAAAACAUUUAUUAAAUUUGAAGAAAAUUUAUUUACAAAAUAUCGUGAAACUUAUAAUAAAUUGAAACAUAAAUUAGAAAAAGAAUUUGAUUUAAAGAAAUCAAUUGUUGAUAUAAUUCUUAAUUCUCUUUUGAAUAAAUGGGCAUUUUGGUUAGAUGAAAUCUCAUCAAUAAUUAAUGAUAAAAAACAAAUUAUUCAAUCAUUAGAAACAUUCAUUUCUCGAAUAGAUCAAAUCAAAAACUUAGAAUCUGCAAUAGAUAUAAUAGUUACUGAACCAACUCAAUUGAUUAAAAUAGCGAAAGUAUUUAUUGAAAUUGAAAAGUAUGAUAACGCUUUAAAAAUUCUAGAUAAAGUUAUUAAAAAUGAACCAAAAUUUUGUCAAGCAGCAUAUUAUUAUAAAGCUCAUUGUAUUGUUAAACAAACACGUUUAGUAUCACCUGAAAAUAUAAAAAAUUAUUUUACAUCAUUAGAUAAAGCUGAAUUAUUAUUUAAUGAACAUAUUGAUAUAUUAACUCAACAAAAUGCAAUUAUGGGUAGCUUAAAACAAAUGGAAAAACCAAAAUCAUUUAAUUUAGUAAAUUCUUAUCAAAUACAAAAUGGAAAUCUUAUUAAUUUAUAUUCAAACUUUAUUCGAUCUAUUCACAAAAUCCGAGGUUAUGAAGUUACACCAGAUACUUUAUUAAGUACCAAUAUUAAUGAAGAAAAUUCGUCAAUUAUUUAUGAUAAAUUACUUAACUCUCCAAAUAAUCUUUUUAUUAAAAAACAUUUAAAUGAAAAUUUUGAUGAAAGUUUAUUGAAAAUAAUUUGUAUUGAUUAUCAAAUAAAUUAUGAACAAAUGAAAAGAUAUUUAAAAAAUACAAAUCCAAUUGAUGAGCAAGCAAUAAAAAGUUUUCUUCGGGAGAUUCAAAUUCCAACUCGAGACCUUUUUUGGGAAUUAUUAGUUCAAAAGAAUAUUAUAAAAGAUGUUAAAUCAUUUAUUGUUAUUGUUAAGAAAAAAGAAGAAGAAAAUCAAUCAGAACAUUUCAAGCAAUUCAUUUCUUCUCUUAAACAACCAUUGAAAGAUAUUCAAAAGUUAAAUAUAAAUGAUAAAUCAAAAAUUUUUUUCAAGAAAAUUAGUUUUAAAGAAAAUGAUUUAAGAUUUGUUUAUGAAGCACCUAAGAAAAAAUAUGAAGUUUUUGAAAACAAAUAUUUUAUUAAAAAUAAAAUUGGAAAAUUCGAUGUAGAACAGUUAGAAAAUAUUAAAUCAAUUGGAAUAUAUGAAUCAAUUAAAUCUAUAGAUUUUCUACAAAUUGAAAAUUUAACUGAAAAACAUUCUCAAGAUAUUUAUAAUAUUCUUAUUCAAAAUAAGAUUAUUGAUAAACAGACAGGUAUACUUCUAACAAACAAGUUUGAAAAUAUUCAAUUUGGAUUAUAUCAAAUUUAUCAAUCACAAAUAUUUUCAAUAAUUAAAUGUCAAUGUUUAUAUAAAUAUCAAAUAUUAGAAAUUCUCGAUGAAAUUUCUUCGAAAGAUUUUCAAAAUCUUAAUUUAACUUUACCAAUUGAUUUACAUAAAAAUCUUUUAUAUGUUUUACAAACAUCAUUAAUUAUCGAACCAGUGCGAGUCAAUUUUGAACCUGUUAAGCCGACUAUAAUUGAUAAAUUUUUUCUGAACAAUUGUUCGGAUAAAAUAGCGGAAUUAGUUCAGAAUGAUAUUCAUCUUGAAAAUAAAGAAGAAAUAAGUCGAAGUAUUGGACAAUGUUUAGCUCAAACAAUAGGAACAUUAAAAUCUUCAUCAAAACUAGAUUCUUAUUUAAAAAAUAUUCAAAGAGAAUUUGAUAGAAAUCAAUUAUUUGAAUAUAAUCAAGAAAUUGAAAGAUUUCAAAUCAAUUGUUUAGACCAAUUAAUUGAUAUUCAAGAAAUGAAAUGGACUUGGCAAAUGUGGGUUGGAACAGUAGUUGUUUUUCUAUUUGGAUUUGGACAGAUUAUUGCUGGUUGUGUUCUAGAAUUAUAUUCAGUUGGAAUUGGUACUUAUACUGCAAUGGGGAUAAUUUCUGAAGGAAUUAACGAUAUGAUUUAUGCAAUAUCAGCUGCUAAAAGUGGUCAUUUUGGUUGGUCUGAUUAUUUUGUACAUAAAGCCCAUAGUAUUUUGAUAACAAUAGCAACUGCAAGUGUAGCUGGAUUGAUUUCAAAAGGUAUUUCAUGGUCUCGUUAUGGCAGUAAAUUAGUUGGAAAUACAGGAGCAUUAUCGAAAGUUGCUGGAAGUGAAUUAUUAAAUAUAGCAGGCAAAUCUAGUAUGCCAGGUGUUACAAAUCAUGUUAUAAAACAAGUUGUCGUUAAUACUGGUUUGAAAAUCGGUGAAGGAAUACUAUAUGGUUCUACUCGUGCAACAAUAUCAUAUUUAUCGGAUAAAUAUCUUCGGGAUUGUUGCGGUAAAAUUCUUAGUGAAUUAGUUCUUGGUAUAAAAAAUUCAUUUAAAGAAAAGAGAGAUGAAAUUAAAAAUUCUUUAAAAGAACUUUGUCGAAAAUUUGGACAAAAUUUAACAGAAAAAUGGUUAAAUGAAUUAGCUCAAAAUAUUGAUAGAGAUCAAUGGUAUGGAAAAGUUUCUCAAUGGAUCUUAACUGGCGUGAAUACAGUUACAUCAGGAAUAAAUCAGGGUUUAAAUAAAAUUGCCAGCGCCCAAGUAUUAAGUAGCAAUGCAAAAACUGCAUUAGAAAUUAUGGCUACUUUUAAUGAAAUAUGGGCAUAUAGUUCAUACGUUAAUGCAAUGCUUAAGAUCGUAAUUGAAACAAAAUCUUUUAUUGGGAGUAUUGUGAAAAAAAUACAAGAAAAAGCUCAAGAAUCUUCAAAUCAAUCACAGAAUUAUGAGAUUGAAGAAGAAAAAUUAAAUAAAUUUACUAAUAAAUUAAUUGAACAUUGGACUAAAUUAUUAGAAGAUAAAAUAGAUAGUGAUGCCAGAACUAAAAUUAUUGAACCAUUUUUAGGUGCAUGUGCUCAGAAGCUUUUGAGAAAUAUUGGAAAAGCUAUACGAAAUUAUCAUUUACGUCGACAAGAAAAUUUACUUUGGAAUAAACUUCAAGAGACUAAAGCAAAAUACGAAGAAGAAAAAAAUGAUAUAUUAAAAACUCAAGAGCAACUUACGAAUAACGAUCAGACUUUUGAUACACUUCAAAAGAAGUAUGAUCAAAAUUUAUUAAUUAUUUUAUCAAAAACAAAAAAUCCAAAGUUAUUUGCUGCGAUUAUUCGAGCAGGUGCUCCAAUGGAUAUGACUUGUAUUUAUGCAUGUGCCAAUAUAUUAAAGAAACCAAUAAAAAUUGUCAAUUCUGAUGGAAUAACCUUUCCUAGUUUAAUUUGUCCAUCUAGUUGUAAUCCAGUUGAUGUACAAGAUUCCGAUUGUCUUUUGCUUACUCUCCAUCCUGGUGAUGGAAUCGAUUCAUUUGGUCAUUUUACUUCACCCUUACAUGCCGGUGAAAAUUUGUCUAAUGAUGAUAAAAAUAAUUGUCUAAUUAAUGCACUUUCGCAACAACUACCAGAGAAUGAAAAACCAAAUAAUGCGGAGGAUUUUCGAAAAAAAAUAGCAAAUGAAAUCGAAGGAAAUGCAGAUAUUCAUGAAAUUAUUAAACAAAGUUAUCAUCAUUUUUAUAUAUCACAAGUAGGUUUUGGUGGUCAACAUCGUGAUCAAAAAACAAUUAUUUUUAAAAAGACUCAAUUUGACAAAGAAUUUGCAAAUAAAUAUUUUAUUGGUUCUGUUGGUCAACAUAGAAAUAUAACGGAUUUAUCAAGAGAAGGACAGAGAGAAUCAGAACAUCUCGUUCCAGACAAAAUAAUGCAACUUUGGUGUAAAAUUAGUUGUAUUAGAAAGAUUAUCAAGGAACAAUAUCCUGAAUUAAAAGUGGAAACACCCGAAUAUAAAAUAAAAUUCGACGAUUUAAUGAAAUCAGAUUUACCAGAGAUUCAAAAUGCUAUAACACAUACGGAUGAUAUGUUUACAAUUUGUAUGAAUUAUGAAGAUCAUCAUAACAUAGAAACAAAUUGGAGCAGUUUCAAAGCGAAAAAACCUGAACAGUGGGCAAAAGCAGAAGACUUUGUUUAUAAUAAUCAAAAUGACAAAGCGUCUCAGUUACAACAAAAAUUUAAUUUGCCAGAUAUUAAAAUGCAUGAUCAAACGGUUCAAUUUCCAAGUCAUAUACAAAAUUCAGACAUAAUCAGCGAUGUUCAUCAAAGAAGUAUAUCAUUGGAACCGUCGACAAAUUCAAGAAAACGAUAUAAAACAAACUAA
This is a messenger RNA of Adineta steineri, 9714 nucleotides long. The record is from the annotation of a GenBank genome assembly. Lineage: Eukaryota; Metazoa; Rotifera; Eurotatoria; Adinetida; Adinetidae.